CAAAAACUUCGAAAGGGUGACCGAGCUGAGCAAGGUCAGACUCACCUGUCCAACUACACCUGGUUGCCAGGGCAACCGGUGCCGCCCACCCUAUUGUACGUCGUCUGCUUUGCGUGCAAGCACAGGAAGGAUUUCUGUACAGCACCGAUUGUUCUCCAGAUCGGACAUUUGUACGACCAUUUCCCAUGAGGGUACUCCAUACCACAUAAGAGCUGUGAGUGAAUGCCGUUGUUAAGGGGGUAGCUGCUUGAAAAGCUGCCCAGCCAUGGAAUUUUCUGAGGUAAGGAAGUCUCCAUGAGGCCCCAGAGGAUUAUGGGAGGUGGUGCGUCUACCCAGACCGGUCCAUCCGGCUCAAAUAACCGGAACCGGAACCAGACCUCGGACCUGACGGAACAGGUGUACCAGCUGAUCAGCCGGUGCCUGUACAGUCUGCCCCUCCCACAGGGCGCAGGAUCACAAGCAGUAAAUGAUGCACUGGUUGAGAGAGUCACUAAAUACUUCACCAAAGUAGAGUUUGAGGAUGCUGAGAUUUUGAAAAGGGGAGAGCCAGCCAAGGGGAUCUUUGUGGUGAUCGAAGGUCUGGUGGAGGUUGUGUCAGACGAGGACAAACAUAUUGUCCUGGCGAGCGUCUCAGAGGGAGAUUUCUUUGGCGAGGUCUCGACGCUGUUCAACGUCCCGAGUUCUGCAACUGUCAGGACUCCAGGCAGGACGAUUCUAGUAGCCCUUAAAGCUGAAGAUGCCAGGAAACUGCUGCCACCCACCCAGACCAACCUGCUGGACUGGUACAUCCAGCGCAAAUACUUCGACACCAACGCUGCAGUCGACAAGAUCAAACUGUCCAGGAAAAAGGCACUGGCAGCACUGAAACAGGUCCCCAUGUUGCAAGGUUGGAGCGAGGACUCCCUGAAAUCACUGAUCAUGAGCUUAGAAACAGACAUUAUUAUCCUGUAUCCCUCUCGAGCUGCUAUUCUCUUCAAAGACGAUCCCUCGGAAGAAGUUUUCAUUCUUGUCAAGGGCAAGGUGGAUGUUCUGGAUGGGAAAGCCCGACUGGCGACUCUGCAGGCAGGGAAGUCUCCCAUCUGUCUGGGGGAGGAAGGGCUGAUGACCAGUGGCAGUAGGAAGGUGACCGUCCGGGCCCAGACCCCCUGCCAAGUCAUGGUCAUCAAGCGAUGGAACUUCCACCGCACCUCAAACGAGUUUAUCGAUGACGCGGGUCGAGCGUGGGAGGAGACCCAGGACCUGUGGAAGCGGCAGAUAGCGCAGCGGGAUCGGAACCUCUACAACAAGUUUGGGGCCUUUCUACAGAUAGAGAUUCUUAUCAAGAAAUUUCGGCAGUCAUCACUGUUCAGUGACUGCCCUGUCGGACUUAUCUACUUGGUUGCCAUGGCGUCCACCGGGGAGGAACAUGCUACAGGGAAGGCCAUCCUUACUGAGGACGAGUUCGAAGCUAAGAUGCUGUUCUUGAUCUUAAGAGGCUCGGCCCACAUGAUCAGCGACGACGGAACAGUGGACUCCUUCCAGAAAGGAGACGCCUUCUGGAGUCUGCCGUGGUAUCCUCGGAAGGCCUGGGUCCGCGCGAAGGAACAGACCAUCAUCGUCAAGUACUCCGAGUCUUCCGUUCGGGCGGCUCUCGGGGAAUAUCCUGACGCGAAGCUGAACAUUCCGCAGAGGUCUGCCCACGAGGGGACGGCGAACAACGGCAGAGCGUCAAACAACGGGAGUCGGAGAGCGUCACGGCCGCAGAGCCGACCACAACAGAGCAGACCACGCAGCAGACCACACAGGGGAUCCGAGGCUGGGACCUCCUAGUGGACGACUCACUUGCCAUGCAGAUUACAUUAUCUAGUUUUUAACCCUUAAACUGCCAGAGUUUCAGCCCUAUAAAAUACUAUCAGUGCCAGUGUUGGCCGCUGACUUCCAAACAGAAACCCCCGAAGUCCCUAACUUCCGGGGUUCGUGUGCUACACGCGCGCAAAGCUGCUACUCCGGGGGAAUACGCUAUCCCGGAUAUAACCGGGCGCAACACACAGGGCAUGUGUAUGUGUGCCGGAUAUAUCCGGUUUGGCAGUUUAAGUGUUAAUACUAUUUCAGGGAAUGUCCACACAUUGUCAGCAGCACGGGAAGGACCUGGCAUAU
Branchiostoma floridae (Florida lancelet) is the source of this 2136-nucleotide messenger RNA. Its product is annotated as cGMP-dependent protein kinase 1-like. The coding region runs from base 295 to 1809 and encodes 504 amino acids. The record is from RefSeq and is a predicted model, not a curated record. NCBI's taxonomy places the organism in Eukaryota, Metazoa, Chordata, Leptocardii, Amphioxiformes, Branchiostomatidae. The transcript is spliced from 15 exons. Gene Ontology annotation, molecular function: protein-containing complex binding.